GAAACCGCAAAUUGCUGUUUCAGCCUUGGUGACAGCUCCCGGCGAGUGUUGACCAGUCGAGACAAGUACUGCCACGUAGGCACCCUCUUCUUUAAAUAUGCGCCCGACCUUUGACUUCACCAGUCCAAUUCUCCAGAUUUUAUUUGCAGACAACAUAAACAAAACAAAAAGAAAAGAAGUCUCGGCAAUGCAGAAUCUAAUGGCGAGGCGACUCGAUCAGGGAAUCUCCGGCGAACAAAAUCAGCACGCGCCGCCGCCGCUCACCUUCGAGCAGGAGUGCGCCGUCGUGGUCUCCGCCUUGAAGAAUGUCAUCAUCAACGGAAAUUACAGCAUUUGUUCAUCGUCUUCAUUGUUAUCUCCUCCGGCGGCGUUCUCCGCCGCCGGAGAAACAGAGGCCCCUCCUCCGGCAGGGGAGCCGCUGCUGAGCUUACCGGAAGGUUACACGUGUGGGGUUUGCAUGAUAUCCGGCUGCUUGGGCUGCAACUUCUUCGGAGAGCCAAGUGACAUUAUUUCCCCUAAGAAGAAAAUGAAGAAGAAGAUGAAGAAGACGAAGAAGAAGAAGAAGUUCAAGGGAGUGAGACUGAGGCCGCGGGGGAAGUGGGUGGCGGAGAUAUGGGUCCCGCGAAGGUUGGGUAAAGUGUGGCUCGGAACAUUCAAGACCGCCGAGGAGGCGGCUCGAGCUUACGAUCGAGCCGCCAUCGAGUUCCAGGGCCCACAGGCCAAGCUCAAUUAUGAGCUCACGGAUUAUAUGCCGACGAAAAGCUCCCAUCCAGCAGAACAGCCGGCGCAGUCAUUGCAUGAAGAGGACAAUAAGAAUGCCGCCGGGAAGAUGGAGGCGGGGAAGAACAGUACAAAUGAAGAAGAAGAUGAAGGGUUUGAGUUGGGGGAGGAAGAAAUGGAAGAAUGCUUGAAGACAAUUGCUCUUCUUAGCUAGCUAGUCCUUGAUUAGAAAUAAAUUACUCCAUGCGAAUGUGAUGGAUUUUGCUAUUUUCGGGUAUCGACCCGAUGAACUCGGCAUCGUAUUCAUACAAAAUCUGAGAAUUAAAUUAUGAAUCUAAUAAAGAAAAUAUUUUAAGUAGG
This is a messenger RNA of Cuscuta campestris, 1080 nucleotides long. NCBI's taxonomy places the organism in Eukaryota, Viridiplantae, Streptophyta, Magnoliopsida, Solanales, Convolvulaceae. The record is from the annotation of a GenBank genome assembly.